AUGCAGGGCUAUCAGAGGAAUUUCGAGGAUCAGCAGAGGGAUCAAAGGGACGAGGAGACGAUAGUGGUGGACUUAGUGCCGCCGCAAUAUCAGCUCAGUCCUCCGCACAGUCCACCGCCGGGAAAUAUGCCUAAGACUCCAGAAAAAGAUACUUCGCCUUCCCAACAACAGCAACAACCAUUGUCUUCCAUGGACCCAAAUAUCAGGAGAUACAGGACAGCUUUCACGCGUGAACAAUUGUCGCGAUUGGAGAAGGAAUUCCACAGGGAGAAUUACGUAAGCAGACCUAGGAGAUGCGAAUUGGCCGCGCAACUACACCUGCCAGAAUCCACGAUCAAGGUCUGGUUUCAAAACCGUCGCAUGAAGGACAAGAGGCAGAGGAUGGCGAUGGCCUGGCCGUACGCCAUGUACACGGACCCGACACUCGCCGCCACUUUGCUGGCAGCAGCCACGGCAACUUUGCCGCCACCGCCGUAUCACGGUGCUCCAGGUUUGCCACCGGCUCACCUGGCACCGAGUUAUCCAGCAGCUGCAGCGGCAGCGUACUAUGCAGCCAGGUACACGCCGUAUCCAGGAGCAGUACCAACGACGAGCGCCUCGUCUCUCCAUCGGCCACAUCCGCGCACCGCCGCCGCCUAUCCGGCGCACCCUCAUCUCCUUCAGCCUCACCCUUCGCUGCCACCCCUGCACUUGCCUGGCCUGGGCGUUCCUACGGUUGGUAAUACCGCCUUUCAGGUGAACAACCCACCCACUAGCGCGGCGACCACCUACAGGCCAACUUUGCUCCCAGAACUGAGUCCUGUACACUCUGACGCGUCGAGCGACUGCGACUGCGUCGGGACGCAGCCACAUCAUCCGCACCACGCGAGCAACGGGCAGCAGAUACACGAGAAGAACAGCCCUCCGCCGACAAAUCAUUCAUCCACGCAGAUCAAACUGCCUACGGGGAUUAGUAUCGCCGGUCUACCAACUGCUAUUCAAACGAUCGGUGGAUUCGAGGGGAAGAAUUCGUACAAUAGUAUCGUGUCGACGCCGAGCGUCGUUCAAUCGACGAAAAUGGAACCGCCGAAAUUGUUCCAACCGUAUAAGAACGAUAUCUCUGAGAGAGCGUAA
This is a messenger RNA of Habropoda laboriosa, 1113 nucleotides long. Its product is annotated as segmentation protein even-skipped-like. The transcript has 3 exons. Gene Ontology annotation, cellular component: nucleus. Bases 1 to 1113 code for a protein of 370 amino acids. NCBI's taxonomy places the organism in Eukaryota, Metazoa, Arthropoda, Insecta, Hymenoptera, Apidae. Gene Ontology annotation, molecular function: RNA polymerase II cis-regulatory region sequence-specific DNA binding; DNA-binding transcription factor activity, RNA polymerase II-specific. The record is from RefSeq and is a predicted model, not a curated record. Gene Ontology annotation, biological process: regulation of transcription by RNA polymerase II.